This is a messenger RNA of Oldenlandia corymbosa var. corymbosa, 2636 nucleotides long. The record is from the annotation of a GenBank genome assembly. NCBI's taxonomy places the organism in Eukaryota, Viridiplantae, Streptophyta, Magnoliopsida, Gentianales, Rubiaceae.
GUGGAUUACACAACAAAUUGAAACAAAAGUCUACUUUGGUCAUUUUCCACAUUUUUCCAAUCCUUAAAAAAAAAAAAAAAAAACCUGAAAUCCGACACAAACUCUUCGGACAUAAUCGUAAUUCGCAAGUGUCGGUGCCCUGUUCUGUCCCAAAAACUCCCAUUUUUACCGACGUUUCAACUCUAUUUCUUUUCACCAAAAUUCAACCACAUUGCCUGCAAUAAAACAACAUUCCAUCUCCCUCCAUCUUCUACUCAAAAUCUUUCCUUCACAUCUGUUGAUAUUUUUUUAAUUUUUAUUUCUUUCACAAAAUCCCCGGAACAUUUACAAAAAUAUAUACAAACAUUACCUUUGGGAUCAGAAUUCAAUUACUAACCAACACCGUUUUCCUGGCAUUGAUGAAUGCCGGGUGUUUUAUCCAUUCCUGAGCUCCAAAAACCUUGAAAAAUCAUUUAUUUAAAAUAAGUGAUGCUGCAUUUGGGUCGGGUUAGAUCUGAGAUAUAAACAUUCUUUUAAGAAAGUUAAAAGUUUUCCUCUUUCCCAUUGUGAAGCCGAUAAUGGGGAAGAGUAAUUCUAAAGGAGGAUGUUGGGGUUGGUUGCUGGUUUUGAUUGUGGCUGCUGCAGUUGCAUUUGGGGUUUUUGUAAUGGUGAAGAAGAAACAGCACGAUUCUCAUGGCGGGGCUGCCCCUGUUCCUGGCCCACCUGGUGCUGUUACCAGGAAAUAUUCAGAUGCUCUGAAUACAGCAAUGCAGUUCUUCGACGUUCAAAAAUCCGGGAAGCUGGUUGAUAACAAGAUUACUUGGAGAGGGGACUCGGCUCUUGAUGAUGGAAAACCCGCGAAUUUGGACCUUUCAAAAGGAAUGUAUGAUGCUGGGGAUCAUAUGAAGUUUAAUUUCCCAAUGGCUUUCACUGCAACAGUCCUGUCUUGGGCUAUCCUAGAAUAUGGUGAUCAGAUGAAAGUGGUGGAUCAACUUGAACCUGCUCAAGACUCACUUAAAUGGAUCACCGACUACCUUGUCAAUUCGCAUCCUUCUGACAAUGUUUUGUACAUUCAGGUUGGUGACCCUGCUGCAGAUCAUAAAUGUUGGGACCGGCCAGAGGACAUGACCGGGAAGAGGCCUUUGACACAGGUUAAUACUUCUGCCCCUGGAACUGAAGUUGCAGCAGAAACUGCAGCUGCUCUGGCAUCUGCAUCUUUGGUCUUCAAGGCCCAUGACCCAACAUAUUCGAGCUCACUUCUCAAGCAUGCCAAACAAUUGUUCACAUUUGCUGACAACUAUAGAGGUUCUUACAGUGAAAGCAUUCCUGAAGUCCAGACAUAUUACAACUCAACUGGAUAUGGUGAUGAGCUCUUAUGGGCAGCUAGUUGGCUUUAUCAUGCUACAAAGGAUCAAUCGUACUAUGAUUAUGUGACUGAGAAAAAUGGUGAAAAGUUUGCUAACUUUGGGAGUCCUACCUGGUUUAGCUGGGAUAACAAGCUAGCUGGAACUCAGGUCCUGAUGUCAAGAAUCAGCUUCUUUAGUUCCAAAGAGGCCUCGAAUUCUGAUAUCCUCCAGAAGUACAGGGACUCAGCAGAGGCUGUCAUGUGUGGACUUCUUCCUAAGUCUCAAACAGCCACUUCCAGCAGAACUGAUGGUGGUUUGAUAUGGGUUACUGAAUGGAACGCAUUGCAGCAUCCGGUGGCAUCCGCAUUUCUAGCUGUUGUCUACAGUGAUUACAUGCUAUCAUCUCGUACUGCUUCAAUAUCAUGUAAUGGUGACUCUUUUACUCCAUCUGAUCUUCGCAAGUUUGCUAUUUCACAGGCUGAUUAUGUAUUGGGUGACAACCCAAUGAAGAUGAGUUUUCUUGUGGGAUAUGGCGAUAAGUAUCCACAAUUUGUGCACCAUAGAGGAGCUUCAAUUCCAACUGAUGCAACGACAGGAUGCAAAGAUGGUUUCAAGUGGCUCGAUUCAACUAAACCGAAUCCAAACAUUGCGGUUGGAGCGAUGGUUGGUGGCCCUUUUCUCAACGAGACGUAUAUUGAUUCAAGAAACAACUCAAUGCAAGCGGAACCAAGCACCUAUAACAGUGCAGUUCUUGUUGGCCUUCUUUCUGGUUUGGUCACCACUUCCUCAGUGGUUCAAUCUUUCAGUUAAAUAGGUCUUCAUGUUUGGCACUGGAAAGCAAGAUGAAUAGCAGCAGUUUGACUGAGUCAGAUGUAAUUCAUUCUUAUAAUUAGUAUUGGAUGAAUUCGAGGUUUGUAUAGUAGAUAUUCCUGCUCCUGUCAGUCCUACACUAGGACUAAUGUUUGUAUACACAAUUAUAUGUUAUACCUGCAUAUGGCAGUAUGAUCUUUUUUGUAGCAGUGUCAUAUUGAGGUCAGUGCUCCAAUCUGGAAAGGCUACUCUGCUGCCAAAAAAAACUUAAAAUUUGUUUUGUAUUUUUAUAGUUGAAGCUUAAAAAUGCAAUUGUAAAAAUAUAUAUUGAAAAUUAUCCACACCAGGAAACAAAAGUACUCGGACUAACUCUUCUUUUGUUACAAUAAAGAAGGUUUAAUACAUAAUUAGUACUCUCUCUAUCCCAAAAUUAUUGUCUAGUUUGAGAUUUUACUUUUAAUACAAUUUGAAUUAAAAAUGAAAAUCUAAACUGGACAAUAA